UGGAAUCACAGCUCUAGACUCUACUAGUGAAAGACUCAUGGUCAUGGAAAAGGAGUUGUAGUUGAUGACAAUGCAGCCAUGCCCACCAUGAACGCUUGUCUCUCACCUUCUUCGUCUCGCACUUAGAGAGAUUGAGAGAGAGUUUUGGAGAUGCCCUGCAAAUGGGGAAGAGUGAACAGCAAAACGCGCAUCGGCAGCAGAGUCGUGUGCCCGAGAGUCGUCGAGGUUCUUCGGGUCUUUUAUGUCACCGAUGUUCGGUGGCUCUUGACAGAUUUGCAAAGGAGUUCAGUUUCAAGUGCUUCUUCGUUUUGGUUCUCACCCUAUCGCUUCUGGUUUAUGGGGUCUUCUCCAUCCUUCCUUUUCAUUCAGCAAAGUAUGGAUUUGAUGCAAAAGAUGCGAUUAAGCUCAGUGCCACAGUUCAGUCAUACUUCAGACUAGAUAAGCCAGUUUCACAGCUUGUUCCACACAUUGGAAGAUUAGAGUAUGAUAUAUAUGGGGAAGUGGGUGUCCCUGAUACAAAGGUGUCCAUUUUAUCCAUGCACCAAUCUGGUGCAUCUAACUGGACUGAUGUGGUGUUUGGUGUUCUUUCUGAUCCAAUAAACGUUCCUAUAAAUCCAGUGCCCCUAAGUGUGCUGAGAUCCUCUUUAAUUGAGCUGUUCCUUCAGGAAUUAAAUCUGACUUUGACACCAUCAACUUUUGGGAAGACAUCAUCGUUUGAGAUUCUGAAGUUUCCAGGGGGAAUAACUGUAAUCCCUGUGCAAUCUGCUUCAAUUUGGCAGAUUCCCCAGAUUCUAUUUAAUUUUACUCUCAAUAAUUCCAUAUCUGAUAUGCUAGAAAAUUUCAUUGAGUUCAAGGAUCAGCUGAAGUUAGGAUUGUAUCUGACAUCUUAUGAGAAUGUGUAUGUCCAAAUAACAAACGAAGUUGGCUCCACAAUAGCUCCGCCAGUUACAGUUCAGGCUUCAGUAAUGUCAGAUUUUGGGAGCCUUCUGCCACAGAGGUUGAAGCAGUUGGCACAAAUUAUCACAGGCUCUCCAGCAAAAAAUCUUGGCCUUGAUAACACAGUCUUUGGCAAAGUUAAAGGCAUUAGUUUAUCUUCUUAUCUAAAGGGUACUCUCCAUCCUCCCUCUCCUAGUUCUUCUCCGGCUCCAUCCCCUGGGCCAAGUGAUUAUGCAGAACCAUCAAUUUCGCCAUAUCCUGCUCUUUCUCCAUCUAACUAUCCAAGAUCUUCAUCCAAUAUUAAGCAUCCCUCACCUGCCCCUUCUAUGGUACCUACACAACCUCGUCGCCCUUGUCCAUAUGAUGGUUUUGCUAAUCCUCCAAGCUCCUCACCAUCUCAAUCUAACCGCAAAUUAGCUUUACUUCCAAGCUCACCUCCCUUGGGUCCGACUUCCCAGUUGUCCACAGAUUGGUCACGUAUACCUCAAGUAUCACAUGCUUCCAGUGUAGGCAAGGACAAGGGAAGCGCAAAAGGCUUGGUGUCUCCAUCAUCUUUAGCAGCAGUUACUUUGUACCAGAUCUGGCUAUUGGGGUUUUCUGGACUCUUGAUAUUUCAUCUCUUUUGUUCGUCGGCAUGAUAUUUCUUUCUCAUGAUACAAUCAAAGACAGAUAUAGUUUCCAAGGCAUAUACAUACAAAGCACAACAGCAUAGCAAUGUCCUACACCCAGUUUUGUUCUGUCAAGGAUGGAUAGAAGCUCCUGGAAAAAGUUAAUAGAUUUCUUCUGUUUCCAAGCAACAUUUAUAUGAAUUGAGUAUGAAGAUGCAUUGCAGGUCAAAGCCAGAAAAGGUGGCAGGCCUACCGUCUAUGUUCCACAUUUGUGAUGUUGCAAGAAACCAUGGAUUGUUCUUCUUCCCAAAGGGAAAC
Molecule: messenger RNA, 1862 nt
Organism: Corylus avellana
Lineage: Eukaryota; Viridiplantae; Streptophyta; Magnoliopsida; Fagales; Betulaceae
Product: hydroxyproline-rich glycoprotein family protein
Source: RefSeq, a predicted model, not a curated record